Topomyia yanbarensis is the source of this 1812-nucleotide messenger RNA. RefSeq lists its product as uncharacterized. The coding region runs from base 137 to 1714 and encodes 525 amino acids. The record is from RefSeq and is a predicted model, not a curated record. The transcript has 2 exons. Lineage: Eukaryota; Metazoa; Arthropoda; Insecta; Diptera; Culicidae.
GGCAUCUCUGCUUAGAGGAUAGCGUCUAUAUGUUGAUAAGCGUACCGGUGUAAAUGCAUUAUAUUAUAUUUUUAAUAGUUCUAAACAUAUUGCUGUAAGUGAUACUCUUCGCAUUGUGAAUGUUUCCCAGUUAAUCAUGUCAGAAGUGAAAGCUUGCGUUGUCGUUGGUUGCGGUGCAAAUUCCGAGGUAUGCCCUUACCUGUUCUUUUUGAAAGUGCCACAAAAUCCAGAGCGACGUGUUGACUGGUGUGAUGCUAUGGGUAUUGCAACUCGAAAAGGUCGACUUUAUUGCUGCACUAGACAUUUCGACAUUCCUGGAGAUUUCGAUGGUGAUGCCCCUUCGGACAAGUCUAGCGGAAUCCGAUUAAAACUUAAGGGAGAUGUUCUUCCGCACAAAGGAAUACCUCUUCAACAUGAAGUACGAAAUAUAUACGCAAUUUUUGACCAGAUGAAGAAUAAUGGUAAAAUCGAGAAAAAUUUCAAGUAUCUUCUCCCUGCUCUAGAGCAAGAUCUACAAAUAAAAGUGCCAUUGAACAUCCAACCAUCAAUGCUAGAUAAAACGUAUUGUCUGUUGAUUGAUAAAGUGAGUGAGUAUUUCAAAACAGAUCGUAUCAAGUCCCGUUAUCAGUUAGUUGAACUUCUGAAAAGCAGUCGUGAUGAAAUCGCUGAAAUAGUCAACGAGAAGUUUGUCAAAGGUACUCAGCAAGGACAUAUAAUGCUGAGAACUAUACAACCAUUUCUUCAAUACGAGUCCUAUGGGUGUUUAGAUUUGCCUAUCGAUCACGAGCAGUUAGAAUCUCUUUACUUCGAGUGCGAUACAAAUCAAUUAAAAGUAUAUGCCCGUCAACGAAAGAUUCCUACGCCAACCAGCGUUGACGACACGAAUUUUAAACAUCUGUUUUUCACCCCAGGUAUCAGAGUAAAUUUGACGCUUCCGUUUCUGGAAAUGGUAAGGGAAGUGGUUUCAAAUUGUGAAAGAUUUGUUGUCACUGCAAAAGGAGCGACAAAACAUUCCGAACUAAAACCGAACGGCCUGGAAAAGUUCCAGAAAGUAGACAAACCUUACCGUCUGAAGUCUGCUAAAGUGGGACAAAACCUUACUUUAGAAUAUAUAGACAUAUUGAUCAACAUGUUCGAAUCUUAUGAGUUUAUGAUGAGCCAAAUUCAACGAUCUACCCUGAUUUGUCUGUUACAACAAAUCCGAAGCGAGCUGUCUGAUUAUGAGAUGAAGGAAUUACAAGUCACCUACGGUCGCUAUCUGUCCAAGUACAAAUAUUAUCGAGUCAUCAACGAAGACAUAGCACCAGAGCGCGGUGACGAUGAUCACUUUUUGUACGUGAAGGAAAUCAUCAACCCGGAGUUGAAUUUCCAAUUUCUCAAAGCUAUUGACAUCGACUUGUCAAGUAUGGGUAGUAUCGAAGAGUUUUUCCGGCCUAUUCUUGGGUACGUGAAUGAAGAUGCAAAGUACACGGACGGUGAACCUUACCUGAAAUUUGCCGAUCAGCUCAAGAAAGCAAUAACGUAUGCCUGCCAAGAGUGUAACAUGACGUUUGAUUCAGCCCUGGCGCGACUCACUAUCCAAGAGCAUCGUUACUGUGGAACGAAGAAGUGGAAGUGUGUAAACUGUCAGUCGUCGUUUCAAGAAAGCAAAAUUGCCUCCGAGGCUUGGCUUCACAACUGUGCGGCUAAUAGUACGAAAAAAAAUCUUUCCUGAUUUUUAUUGCCAUUAUAAGAGUAACAUGAUCUGCUUUCGUUUUUAGUUUCCUUUCUGUUGUAGUUCUGAGAAUUGACAUCCAAAUAAAAUUUCCAAUG